Cyprinodon variegatus (sheepshead minnow) is the source of this 2520-nucleotide messenger RNA. It is a transcript of the gene nr2f5, whose product is annotated as nuclear receptor subfamily 2 group F member 5. Gene Ontology annotation, molecular function: RNA polymerase II cis-regulatory region sequence-specific DNA binding; nuclear receptor activity; zinc ion binding. NCBI's taxonomy places the organism in Eukaryota, Metazoa, Chordata, Actinopteri, Cyprinodontiformes, Cyprinodontidae. The transcript has 4 exons. The record is from RefSeq and is a predicted model, not a curated record. Bases 676 to 1890 code for a protein of 404 amino acids. Gene Ontology annotation, biological process: anatomical structure development; regulation of transcription by RNA polymerase II; cell differentiation.
ACCAGCGUGAAGGCGGCACGGCGCGCGCUGGUGUUUGGAUCUUUCCUUUCCUCGCGGACCUUCAUCCAGAAUCCAAAUCGGUUUGUGUGUAAAUAGUUUUGCGUUAAACUGAAACCAGUUUACCAAUUUUCUGCGAAGAGGAAGCAGGAAUCCCUUCUCUGGACUUCCACAUUGAGUCUUUGGGACUAAAAUAAUCCUUCCCUUAAAAUCAUAAACACGUGGUGAGAAUUAGUUCAGUUUAGUGGUUUAAAGACCAAACAGGGUUUCCUCCUGCGCCCCCCCACCCCUCCACCCCCCAAACCAGUUCAGGAUAAGAAGCUCCGCAGGAUUCCUCCCAGUAUUCCCACUCUGACAGCCAACCUGCUCACUUGUUGGACUGACUUUCUGGAGAGCUUCCGCCCUGAACAACGACGCGUUUAUGGAUCGCUGCGCACAGAGGAGCGCCUGGAGUUGUAGACUCUGCAGUUCUGCGUCGAUCAUGUCGAUCUUCCGCUAUUUCUCACUUCUAUAAUCCAAAAAUAUUAAGUCAUUGUUAAAGCGACUUGGUUCAGCUCUGACCGCUGACCCUCAGUGGAAAGCUUCUCUGUUUUCCUCCCAGAAGACAAGACGGAUCUCCAGCGCGCGCUCCGACUUCUUCUCUGAGUAAAACGCAGCGCUUCGGAGGAAAGGGGGAGCAUGGCAAUGGUAGUAAACCAGUGGCCAGAGAACAUUUCUGCAGACCCGGGCUCUCAGCUGCAGAUGUGCGGCCAGGAGCCCGGCGGGGGACCGGGGACUCCUAACGGUUCCACCCCGGGGAACGACGCGCUUUCCGGGGACAAGCUCCCCAACGUGGACUGCAUGGUGUGCGGGGACAAGUCCAGCGGGAAGCACUACGGCCAGUUCACCUGCGAGGGAUGCAAAAGCUUCUUCAAGCGCUCGGUGAGGCGGAACCUGACUUACACCUGCAGGGGGAACCGAGACUGUCCCAUCGACCAGCACCACCGGAACCAGUGCCAGUUCUGCCGGCUGAAGAAGUGUCUCAAAGUCGGCAUGAGAAGAGAAGCUGUACAGAGAGGACGUACAUCGAACUCCCAGAGCAGUCCGGGGCAGUACCUGACCAACGGCACCGACCCGUACAACAGUCAGCCUUACCUAUCCGGGUUCAUCUCCCUGCUGCUGCGUGCCGAGCCCUACCCCACGUCCCGCUACGGAGCGCAAUGCAUGCAGGGAAACAACCUGAUGGGCAUCGAGAACAUCUGCGAGCUGGCGGCUCGGCUCCUGUUCAGCGCCGUGGAGUGGGCCAAGAACAUCCCCUUCUUCCCCGACCUGCAGCUCAUGGAUCAGGUGGCGCUGUUACGGAUGUCAUGGAGUGAGCUCUUCGUCCUUAACGCCGCCCAGUGCUCAAUGCCGCUCCAUGUGGCGCCUCUGCUGGCAGCAGCCGGCCUGCACGCCUCGCCCAUGUCCGCCGAGCGCGUCGUGGCGUUCAUGGACCACAUCCGCGUCUUCCAGGAGCAGGUGGAGAAGCUGAAAGCCCUGCAGGUCGACACGGCUGAAUAUUCCUGCCUCAAAUCCAUCGUGCUCUUCACUUCAGAUGCGAUGGGUUUAUCAGAUGUCGCCCACGUCGAAAGCAUCCAAGAGAAGUCCCAGUGUGCUCUGGAGGAAUACGUGCGGAACCAGUACCCGAGCCAGCCCAACCGAUUCGGACGCCUCCUCCUCCGCCUGCCCUCUCUGCGUAUUGUCUCCUCGCCGGUCAUCGAGCAGCUGUUUUUCGUGCGCCUGGUGGGCAAGACGCCUAUUGAGACAUUGCUGCGAGAUAUGCUGCUUUCAGGCUCCAGCUACAACUGGCCCUACAUGCCCACAGUGCAGCGCGAGCGGCCACUCUCCCUUCACUACAACGAGAACGGACCCUGAGGCUGAGUAACGGGAAGAAGCUCUCACCCUUCCCUCCAUCGUCCGAAGUCCACUUUUCAGCUUUCCAAGAGGAGGCGUCUUUCUCACCAUUCCACCCUUUAAGACUCUUGACAGCUACCAUCCCGGUUACACAACCCAACCAAUCAUUCUUCACUAUUGAUACCGUAGUUCAACAGCCUCUUGAAGUCCCUUCACUGAAAGGUGGGGUCUUGUUUUGACAGCUGGACAAGUUUAUGCACAGUUCACCAGCAGGUCUGUUGGACUCAAUUCAGGUGUCGGUCUCCAAACUGUGCAAACGUUUGCCUCAUUCUUGGUGCAAUGGCUGCCCCUACAGAACAUGGCUGAAUCUGAGCAGGGAUUUGGCCAUUCGAACUCUACAGCCAAGAGCACGAGGUCUGAGUAUAUAUUUACUGAAUUUUGAAAAAGCAAACCAGAAGCCAUUAAGAGAAGACAAAUGCCAAAAUGUCUUGAACUUUUGCAGAUGACGUUAUAUUGUGUUUUAUUUUAGCACUGUUUAUAUGGAGAGAAAACUCAUGAUUGUGUCCAUAUGUGUAGUAUAUCAUCGAUUCAUUGGCAUCUAAGGCAUCUUUGGGUUCACUGAAUUAAAAAAGCUCAGGUUUCUUGUGGGGA